Molecule: messenger RNA, 1761 nt
Organism: Arabidopsis thaliana (thale cress)
Lineage: Eukaryota; Viridiplantae; Streptophyta; Magnoliopsida; Brassicales; Brassicaceae
Product: transcription termination factor family protein
Exons: 1
Coding region: 19-1761 (580 amino acids)
Cellular component (GO): cytoplasm
Molecular function (GO): nucleic acid binding
Source: RefSeq, marked reviewed
AUGUCUGCGUAACAGGUAAUGUCUUUUAUGCGAAACCCUAGAUUCAAAAGUCUUCUUCUCAAUUGGGUAUCACAAGCUUUUGCAGAAACCCCUUUAAAACCCCAACUUUCUAGAAACCCUAGAUUUUUCGCCACCCAAAGAGCACUCGUCGAUGCUGAAGUUUCCGGCGAGAAAUGGGGUCUUAGAACUCGAAACGAGAUUCGUAAAGUGGCUCAAGUUGCGAUGUUUGAUUACUUUUAUCAAACGAGAGGUUUGCAGUUUCUGGUUGCUGAGAGUAUGAGUAAGAAUGCUCCUGUUUUUAAUGAUAAUCUUUUGAAGAAGCUUAAUGGUUGUGAUGUUGAUGUUGAUGAUGAUGAUGAUAUAGUUAAAGCUAUUACUAGGUUUCUAUGGUUUCAUCCUGUUAAUGAAUUUGAGCCCUUUUUAGAGAGUUUAGGUUUGAAGCCGUCAGAGUUUAGUCAUUUGAUUCCUUGUGAUAAGAUGUUUUUGAAUGAAGAUGCUUUUUUGCUGGAGAACUAUCAUGUCUUUUGGAACUAUGGAAUUGGAAGGGAGAAGAUGGGGAAGAUCUUUAAGGAAGCUAGGGAAGUUUUCGGGUAUGAAACCGGGGUUUUAGCUUCCAAGAUUAAGUCUUAUGAGGAUUUGGGGUUUAGCAAAUUGUUUCUAUCGAAACUUAUAGUUUGUAGCCCAAGUAUCUUGAUUGGGGAUAUGAAUGUUGGACUGGCUAAGGUCAUGGAGAUGCUGAAAGCUAUUGGUUUUGGUGUUGAUUGGGUAACAGAGAACUUGUCAGAGGAGGUGUCUUAUGAUUGGAGCUCUAUGCAUAGAUGUCUAAGUUUUCUUAGAGAUUUGUAUGUUGAUGAAAAUGAGCUAUGUGAGUUAAUCAGAAAGAUGCCAAGACUUAUUUUCGAGGAUUCAGGGGAAUGGACAUUGAUUCUAGCUGGGUUUGAAGCAAAACUAGGGUCAUCCAGAAGUGAACUCUCUUCGUUGUUUCAGAAAUUCCCUCAGUGUCAGAGUUUAGGUAAAUUUGUUUUGAAUUUAAGGCAUUGCUUCUUGUUUCUGAAAGAUAUUGAGAUGGAUGAUGACGAGAUCGGUAAGAUUUUCCGUUUGCACUCUUUGUGGAUUGGUGUAUCUCGUUUGAAGCAAACCAGUACCUUACUUAUCAAUUUGAAGGGUGGGAAAGGGCGGCUAUGUCAAGUCAUUCAAGAAAAUCCAGAAGAGAUGAAAAAAUGGAUUAUGGGGUUAAGAGUCCAGCCAUUACCAGCUACUGGAUACAAGGUAAACACAAAGUCGAAAACAAUGAAGACUCAGUUCUUGUUAGACCUCGGAUACAAAGAAAACUCUGAGGAAAUGGAGAGAGCACUCAAGAAUUUCCGUGGCAAAGGAUCUGAACUCCGAGAGAGAUUUAAUGUCCUCGUGAGUUUCGGUCUUACUGAGAAAGAUGUCAAAGAUAUGGUGAAAGCAUGUCCUAGUAUCCUCACCCAGGCAUGUGAUAUCUUAGAAUCAAAGGUGAACUACCUUGUAAAGGAAUUAGGUUAUCCGCUUUCGACAUUGGUGACUUUCCCAACAUGUCUUAAGUACACUCUUCAGCGGAUGAAGCUUCGAUUUUCAAUGUUCUCUUGGCUUCAAGAUCGAGGAAAAGCAGACCCAAAGCUUCAAGUUAGUACUAUACUUGUGUGCUCGGACAAGUUCUUUGCCACUAGAUUUGUAAACCGUCACCCCGAUGGGCCUAAGCAUUUGGAAGACCUGAAGAAACUACUUGUGUGUUAG